This is a messenger RNA of Salvelinus fontinalis (brook trout), 4263 nucleotides long. RefSeq names its product zinc finger protein 771-like. NCBI's taxonomy places the organism in Eukaryota, Metazoa, Chordata, Actinopteri, Salmoniformes, Salmonidae. The record is from RefSeq and is a predicted model, not a curated record. Gene Ontology annotation, biological process: regulation of transcription by RNA polymerase II. Gene Ontology annotation, molecular function: DNA-binding transcription factor activity; RNA polymerase II cis-regulatory region sequence-specific DNA binding. The transcript has 2 exons. Bases 273 to 1499 code for a protein of 408 amino acids.
UGACGUAUAAUCUAGUGGACGGGACGGGAAGUUUCUUCAACAAUAGCUUGUCAGCCACCUCCGUAGCUUGUUAGCCAAUAUAGCCGAAACGUAUUAGCUCUUUAGACUGUUUCAGUGUAUAUUGGUCCCUGUGUUUUAAACAUACUUAUUUCGUAUAGCUAGUUUCCCCAUUUAAUUAAAUAUAUGCGUUGUUAAGUUAGUAGCUAGCUGGAUUGCUAAAUUAGCUUAGAACCAGGCUAGUCGUUAAUGCUAACUAGCUAACAUCCCCAACCAUGAGCUCACUAUUCUACUCUCCUCCAGCUAAACAAGAGGGGAUCUGCUGGACGGAGAAAGAAGCUCUGGGACUGAACAUUGUCGUGAAAGAAGAAGCGGAGGAUGUUUCAGUAAAAGGAGAGGAAGAAGCUUUCAGAAUGAAAGAGGAGGAAGAGGAGGCUAUCAGUAUCACAUGGGAAGAAGAGGACGAUAAUGUUAGAGUGAAAGAAGAGAAAGAACAUUUUAGAGUGAAAGAUGAAGAGGGGAUAGAGGCUGUCACAGUAGAAGAAGAGGAGGUAGAAGCUUUCAGAAUUAAAAAGGAGGAAGAGGAGGAUGUAACAUUGAAAGAAGAAGAAGAGGAGGAGGAGGAUGUUAUAGUGGAAGAAGAGAAAGAACCUUUUAGAGUGGAAGAGGAGGCUAUCUUAAGAAAAGAGGAGGAAGACGUUUUGGGGGUGAAAGAGGAAGAAGAGGAGACUGAAGAUCUGAUUAACACCAGAGAGGGACCAGACUCUCACUCUGACAGCAGGAAGAGUCCUUCAGGGGAGCCAGACCCAGAGACGUCCAAACCAGCGAGACCACACCACUGCUCCCACUGUGGAAAGAGUUUUACCCGGUUCUGGAACCUAAAACAGCAUGAGACGAUGCACACAGGAGAAAAGCCUUUUCAAUGCUCCCAGUGUGGAAAGAGUUUUACCUGGUUAAGGGCCCUGAAUAGGCAUGAAGAACUACAUACAGCAGGGAGGAAGACCUACCAAUGCUCCCAGUGUGGAAAGAGUUUUACUCAGUUAGGAAGCCUGAAAAUACACGAGAGAAUCCAUACAGGAGAGAAGCCUUACCCCUGCUCCCUAUGUGGAAAGAAGUUUACCAUGUUAGGCAAUCUUAAAAAGCACGAGAAAAUACACUCAGGAGAGAAGCCUUACCACUGUUCCCUGUGUGGCAAGAGUUUUACCCAGAUAGGGAGCCUGAAAACACAUGAGAGAAUGCACACAGGAGAGAAGCCUUACUACUGCUCCCAGUGUGGCAAAUAUUUUUCUCAUUUAGAGACCCUGAAAAUACAUAAGAGAAUACAUACAGGAGAAAAGCCUCACCACUGCUCACUGUGUGGAAAGAGUUUGACCACUUUAGGCAAUCUAAAAGAGCAUGAGAGGACACACACGGGAGAAAAGCCUUUUAAGUGUUCCCUCUGUGGAAAGAGUUUUACCCAUUUAGCGAGCCUGAAAAGGCAUAAAGGAAUACACACAGGAUAAAAGCCUUACCAAUUCUCCCAGUGAGGAAAGAGAUUUUCACGAUUACAGGACCUUACAUCACAUGAGAGGACACACCUGACCACUGCUCCCAAUGUGGAAAGACUUUUACCUUGUUAGGGAUCCUGAAAACAUUGAGAGUAAACAUAGGAGAAAAGAUCUUCCACUGUUCUCAGUGUGGAAUAAGAUUUUACCCCGUUAUGUAACCUGAAAGAGCAUGAAAGAACUCAUACAAAUACACAGGAGGAGAAGACAUACCACUGCUCUCAUUGUGGAAAACAUUUUCCCAGUCAGAGGACUUGAAAACACAUGAGAGAAUAGACUCUGUGUUCUGACUUAUGUUUUUGACCUGAGAAUUUGGGGAUUUGUUUAAUACCACAUUAAAUCAUACUCAAAAAAAAGUUUACAGGAAUUCCCACCUGUUUAGCUAAUAUUUAUAUUAGCUGUAAACCUUUUUUGAGUAUGAUUUAAUGUGGUAUUAAAUAUAUAUUUAUCUAUAUAGAUAUAUAUAUAUGUUUUUUGUUGUUUUUGUGGUUGCCUGUUUUGCAUGUUAUUUUGGCAUUAAUAUGUGUCACAUCAGUUUGAAAACAAUGUAAAAAAAAUAUGAAUUAAUAAAUAUUGCAUUAAUAAAGCCGCAUACAAACUUUUUUGCUUUCUUGAGUAAGGCAGCUCCAAAAUGCAGGUGUUUCAGCCUAGCUCAGUACUUUCUGUGGUGGUGGAGCAGCCAGCGGAAAAUACGGAGCGAAGGGGUUGGUAAUGUUCUCUAAUUGCGCCGUGAUUGUAAGAUGGAGCAGAAGGCAGACGCCCCCAACCGAUUGUUUUUUUGUUUGUUUAUCGGCGUUGUAUGUAACUUAUUUUUGUACAUAAUGUUGCCGCUACCGUCUCUUAUGACCGAAAAUAACUUCUAGACAUCAGGACUUUAGACUAGCAGAAUCCUUUUUCUUCUUUCACCACUCUGACGAGGCGGAGGCUCCCUCGGGAACAGGCCCCGACCCCUAGGAUCUGCGUAAAGAGGAGGCGGAGAAAGAGAGGCCGGAGGGCGGGCUGCCUUCUGAGGAGUCGGAGGCGAUUGAAGAAAAAAAACACUCCCCUCAAUUCUGCUCACAAACAUGCAAUCUUUGGACAAUAAAAUGGACGAGUUAUUGGGAAGAUUAAACUACCAACAGGACAUUCAAAACUGUAACAUCUUAUGCUUCACAGAGUUGUGGCUGAACGACGACACUAUCAACAUACAGCUGGCGGGUUUUAAGCUUUUUCAGCAGGAUAGAAUAGCGGCCUCUGGUAAGACAAGGGGCGGCGGACUAUGUAGAUUUGUAAACAACAGCUGGUGCACGAUAUCUAAGGAAGUCUCGAGCUAUUGCUCGCCUGAAGUAGAGUUUCUCAUGAUAAGCUGUAGACCACACUAUCUACCGAGAGAGUUUGUCUAUAUUCUUUGUAGCUGUUUACAUACCACCACAGUCAGAGGCUGGAACUAAGACCUCAUUGAAUGAGCUGUAUUCUGCCAUAAGCAAACAAGAAAACGCUCACCCAGAGGCGGUGCUCCUAGUAGCCGGGGACUUUAAUGCAGGGAAACUUAAAUCAGUUUUACCAAAUUUCUGUCAGCGUGUUUAAUGUGCAACCAGAUGGAAAAAAACUCUGGACCACCUUUACUCCACACACAGAGACGCAUACAAAGCUCUCCCUCACCCUCCAUUUGACAAAUCUGACCAUAGUUCUAUCCUCCUGAUUCCUGCUUACAAACAAAAAUUUAAGAGGGAAGCACCAGUGACUCGGUCUAUAAAGAAGUGGUCAGAUGAAGAAGGUGCUAAGCUACAGGACUGUUUUGCUAGCACAGACUGGAAUAUGUUACGGGAUUCUUCCCAUGGCAUUGAGGAGUACACCACAUCAGUCACUGGCUUUAUCAAUAAGUGCAUUGAGGACGUCAUCACCACAGUGACUGUACGUACAUACCCCAACCAGAAGCCAUGGAUUACAGGCAACAUCCUCACUGAGCUAAAGGCUAGAGCUGCCGCUUUCAAGGAGCGGGACUCUAACCCGGAAGCUUAUAAGAAAUCCCGCUAUGCCCUCCGACGAACCAUCAAACAGGCAAAGCGUCAAUACUGGACUAAGGUCGAGUCGUACAACACCGGCUCGUCGGAUGUGGCAGGGCUUGCAAACCAUUACAGACUACAAAGAGAAGCACAGCCGAGAGCUGUCCAGUGACACGAGCCUACCGGAUGAGCUAAACUACUUCUAUGCUUGCUUCGAGGCAAAUAACACUGAAAAAUGCAUGAGAGCACCAGCUGUAUCGGAAGACUUUUAAGUCACUACAUUCCUAAAGAAAAUAAUGUACUUUUUACUCCAUACAUUUUCCCUGACACCCAAAAAUUGCGGGAGAGGAAAAUAGUCAAAUUCACGCACUUAUCAAGAGAACACGUGGUCAUCCCUACUACCUCUGAUCUGGCGGACUCACUAAACACAAAUGCAUAAUUUAUGUAGCCCCUGGCUAUCUGUACAUUUGAAAAACAAGAAAAUGGUGCCAUCUGCUUUGCGUAAUAUAAGGAAUUUGAAGUGAUUUAUACUUUCACUUUUGAUAGUUAAGUAUAUUUAGAACCAAAUACUUUUAGACUUUUUUUUAGUAGUAUUUUACUGGGUGACUUUCACUUUUGCUUGAGUAACUUUCUAUAGUUUUACUCAAGUAUCACAAUUGGGUACUCUUUCCACCACUGCCGUUUUAUCAUUUUGAAGUUUCAUUCAGGUCUUUCUGUUUAACUAAAUACUCUGUUUU